AUGGCCCACCUGGGGCAGAACCCCGACCCCCGGCCCUUGCGGGGAAAGAGGGAGGGGUGCCAAGAGGUAGGGCCCAGGGCCGUGUUCCUGGGCGACCCAGGCCUUGUCCUAUGCCCGCCUCCCAAGAUGUCCAUCACCGCCUCGGGGCUCCGGGGGCGUUUUUUGGGAUCACAGAGCCCGGCGCUCUUGUCUUUUCUCGGCAGCGGUCCUUUCCUGUUUGCUACCCAGUCAUGCUGCGAGGAUCUCGGCCAGGGUUCAGGCCAGGCCAAGGCCCCUGCGGUGGCGAAGGGUCCAGUCUCCUGCCUCCGGCGGAACGUGCUCAGCGAGAGGGAGCGCAGGAAGCGGAUCUCCUUGAGCUGUGAGCGCCUGCGGGCCCUACUGCCCCAGUUCGACGGCCGGCUGGAGGACAUGGCCUCGGUCCUGGAGAUGUCGGUGCAGUUCCUCCAGCUCGCCAGCGCCCUGGUGCCUGGCUGGGAGAAGCAUUUGAUUCUUGCUUCUUCGAAGGAGACGUGGCACACGCGGCAGAAGGACGUGUUGCAGCUGGCCCUGGCGAGUCAGACCCCAGCAGGUGCCCCGGACCCCGGCGUGGGAACGUCCAGCGUGACCAUGCAGUGGGCCUCCCCGAGCUGUGCCGCUGCGGGUGUGGACGACGGUAAGGCCCCGGUGGGGGCGGCCGCAGUGCUGGGUGGGCUGUUGGCCCUGCCUGAGCCGCCCAGCCUGGUCCCCCGGUCUCCAGGCCUGAGUCCCUCCAAGGCGCUGAGGCCGCCCCCGCUGUGGUCUCCCCGCUCACGGCAGCCACCCUCGCCGCUGGUGAGCGAAGAGUCUCAGGGCUGCUUGGGCCAGGCUGGGCCCCCAGCUCAAGGGACUGACAAGGCCAUAACACUGGAUGCCAGGUCUGUGUCGGGAUGUGACGCCGAAGACGGGUCGUCCUUUCUGUUGACUGCGAGUCCCGACUGGUGGCUGGGGUCCCUGGAGGGCAGAGGCAGUAGUGUCCCUUCUCGGGUCCCCGCCAGGAGCAGCCCGCUGGACAGGGCAGAGCCCAGCUUCCUGGGCGACCACGAGCCCGACUCCCAGGAUCCCCCAGACGGGCCCCUGGAGCCAUGGAGCUCAGAUGUGAGCUGCCCCAGCUCGGCCCUGCGGGACGAGGUAGACAGCAUCUUCCCCGACUUUUUUGCUUACUGA
Balaenoptera acutorostrata (minke whale) is the source of this 1182-nucleotide messenger RNA. It is a transcript of the gene SOHLH1, whose product is annotated as spermatogenesis and oogenesis specific basic helix-loop-helix 1. Gene Ontology annotation, molecular function: DNA-binding transcription factor activity, RNA polymerase II-specific; protein dimerization activity; RNA polymerase II cis-regulatory region sequence-specific DNA binding. Gene Ontology annotation, cellular component: nucleus. Lineage: Eukaryota; Metazoa; Chordata; Mammalia; Artiodactyla; Balaenopteridae. The transcript is spliced from 7 exons. The record is from RefSeq and is a predicted model, not a curated record. Gene Ontology annotation, biological process: spermatogenesis; regulation of DNA-templated transcription. Bases 1 to 1182 code for a protein of 393 amino acids.